AUCACCACAAUGGAUGAUAAUACGGCUCCAAAAAAGAAUUCUGAAAAGAAGGCACGCGUCUUUGACCUCCAAGCAAUGUUCGCGCAAACGAUAAGCAAUGCUCCCAGAACUGAGGAACCAACUCACGUUCCGCAGUCGGUAUCGGUGUCUUCUAAAUCAGAAUCUGGUGUUUCUUCUUCAGCUGUAUCUGAUGAUGAAGAUGAUUUCAUGCCAGAUCUACCUCCAGGAUUCCAAAUGCAACAGUCUGAAGCGGGCCCCUCCUCGUCUCGAGCUGAAGGUCCCGAAGAUAGUGAUGAUAGCGAUUUUGACGAGACAGAAGCAAUCUCCAUCAUCAAACUGAUUCCAGCUGCAUGUGAAGCGAAGAUCAGCCAUGGCACUCAAGCCAUCAGUGCACUUCGGGUUGAGCCUCCUGGUGUUCGGUUUGCCAGUGGAGGGCUUGACUAUUACGUGAAGCUGUUCGAUUUUCAAAAAAUGGACAUGUCAAUGAGAUACGACAAAGAGCUUCUGCCUGCAGAAAGUCACGUUAUCAAUUCCCUGGCAUUCUCUCCGAACGGCGAAACUCUUGUAGUAGCUAGUGGAGAAGCUAUCAUUCGCCUACUGGAUCGAGCAGGAAAACAAUGGUCUGAAACAGUUCGUGGAGAUCAGUAUAUUAUUGAUUUAAACAUCACUAAAGGACACACAGCAACAGUUAACUGUGUCGAAUUCAAUCCACUAAACAAGAACGAGUUUAUCUCUUGUUCUGAUGAUGGAAGUCUACGACUAUGGAACCUCGAUGAUCAUAAAGUAAUCACCAAAUGCAUCAACAAGCACAGGAAAGUCAUCAAAACAAAAGGAGCUAAUGGAAAACGUGUCAGCCCGCAAGUUUGCACGUUUUCUCCUGACGGAAAAUGGAUUGCCGCCGGUUGUGAUGACGGAUCUGUUCAAGCAUGGAAGUAUGGAUCGCAAUAUGUCAAUGUAAAUUACCUUGUACGCAAAGCUCACAACGGCUCGAUUACUUCUAUUGCUUUUUCGCCCGAUUCAAAGAGAUUACUGUCUAGAGGUUUUGAUGACACUCUGAAGAUGUGGAGCUUAGAUAACCCAAAAGAGCCGCUUCUUGUGAAAACCGGUCUCGAAAACGCUUUCAAAAGUACUGAUUGCGGAUUCUCCCCUCGUGCCGAGGUUGUCUUCACUGGUACAUCGUCACCCAACAAGGAUACACCUGGAACAUUACAAUUCUUUGAUCCAAUGACAUUUGAUCUUGUCUAUAAAAUUGAUUACCCUGGAAUUUCGUGCCACCGAAUUCAGUGGCACCCGCGAUUGAAUCAAAUUAUCGCUGGACUCUCGGAUGGCACCAUUCACGUGUACUACGAUCAAACGAUGUCACAGCGAGGAGUUAUGUCAUGUGUGACGAAGCCACUCAAAAGAAAUCGCGCAUCUGAAGUUGUUCGAGAAGAUAUGGUUCUUUCUCCUCUUUCCCUCGAAAUGUUCCAACCGCGCGGAGAGGAAGGAGAAGAAAAGGAAGUCACUGGAUGGAGAAUCAAGAAGUAUCUCCGAAUGCAGGAUAACAAGCUUCGUCCCGAGUUCCGGAAGCCUGCAGAUAUGCCUAUCAACGGAAAGAGCGCAAAUGGACGUGUGGCUGCAAGUGGUGGAAGUCUUCAUUCGUAUUUGGCAAAGCAAAUCGGAACUGCUCGUAAUGCCGAGUUCCUAAAAGAUACCGAUGUUCGUGCAAGCAUCCUGAAACAUGCUAAAGACGCCGAAGAGAAUCCAUUGUACAUUGAUAAAGCGUAUCGAAAGACACAGCCAAAGAAGAUUUUCCAAGAAACUGCAGUCGAGCCAGAAGAUCAAGAUGACGAAGAGCUACAGCCUGUCUUCAAAAUGCCGAGAACGAAGUAGUCGUUGCAUUAAUUUUUUGUUUUUCAUCUGUCUGUCUCCCUCUUGUAAUAUUGUUUUCCUAUUUUUUUCUCUAUUUUUUGUGUCCCAAUAAAUAUAGAGUCAAUGA
Molecule: messenger RNA, 1978 nt
Organism: Caenorhabditis elegans
Lineage: Eukaryota; Metazoa; Nematoda; Chromadorea; Rhabditida; Rhabditidae
Gene: gad-1
Product: Gastrulation defective protein 1
Source: RefSeq, marked reviewed